Heterostelium album PN500 is the source of this 1266-nucleotide messenger RNA. RefSeq lists its product as uncharacterized. Gene Ontology annotation, molecular function: protein binding. Bases 1 to 1266 code for a protein of 421 amino acids. The record is from RefSeq and is a predicted model, not a curated record. The transcript has 2 exons. NCBI's taxonomy places the organism in Eukaryota, Evosea, Eumycetozoa, Acytosteliales, Acytosteliaceae.
AUGUCAUUAGGAUAUAUUCUUCUUAGAGCAAAAUCAAAUAUAUUCAAUCAGUUACAAAAUGAAGCAUAUGGCCCUAGAUAUGAAAGAUUCAAAUGGAUACAAUUAGUUAAUUCACCAUUUCUAUUGAUACAAUAUGAUUAUUUCGAUCUUUUUGUACAACAUUGGAUCACUGUUGGUUGCAGUAACUACCACUACAAACAAAUAAAAUUGAAAGAUAAUCUUAGCAUAUUUAAUGAAGCAAUCAAAUUCAACCGAUUAAACUUUAUCAAGUGUUUCGUGAAGCUCAAUCUAUUGGACCUUUCAAAGUAUUCAACAGUAAUAGAAACCGCAGUGUCAGAAAGAAAAAAAGAGAUUGCAGAAUAUCUAGUUUCGACAAGCAAAUCAGAUACUAUUUAUGAUUAUUCGCGAGAUCUGAUUGAUGCUUGUAGGUCAAACGAUAUUGAAACCGUCAAACUAUUGUCAUAUAAGGUUGGCUAUCUUUAUUACUAUGAAGCUAAUUCACCGUUGUUUGAAGCUGCUUUUAGCAACAAUUUGGAGAUUGUAGAUUGGUUAUUGAACAACAGAUUCGAUGAAGCCAACUUGUUAGGUAGAACUAGAUUGGUUGGCAUGGUUGUAAACGAAAAUCUAUUGCAUAUACCUGAUUGGCUGUUGUCUAAAGGUCAUAUUGAAGAUAUAGUCUAUCACAAUAGAGAUCUACAUUUGCACUUCCAACCGGGAACAUUUCAAUGGUUGAAGACAACCAAACUAAAGAUAAACUUUUCAUCAGAAGAUAUUGAUGAAGGUGCACGUAGUUUGCCACUCGAUGACCUAAAGUGGAUGUGUGAUCACUGUAAUGAACAGUUUAGUGGUAUGGCAAUGUAUAAUGCGAUCACAAACUCCAAUUUAGAAGUUGCGAAAUGGUUACAUGAAAAUCAUAAUGCAGUUGGUUCAGAGGUGGUAGAUUAUAUAACUGUAAAUGAUGAAAAGAAAACGCUAGAAAUGAUAAAAUGGUUUCAUGAAAAUAGAACAGAUACACUCGGUCUCCAUGUUAUGGACUCAGCUGCUUCUUCGUCACUAGACAUUGUCAAAUUCCUUCAUUUCAACAGAACUGAAGGAUGUACUGAGAGUGCAAUGCUUAACGCUCUAAAGGCAGGUCACAUAGAAAUAUUCGAAUUUCUCAAAGAGAAUAGAACAGAAGGUGCUCCAAACAAUCUCAUAGAACAACUUUGUGCUGAUGGAAAUUUGGCGAUGAUUCAAUAUCUUCAUAAAACUGGAAAAACCAAAUGA